GCCAUCUGGCUUCGCGGCUUGAGCAUCUCCAUUCACCCCCCGUUGGCCAUUGACUCGACCGAUAAUCGAAUCUCGGCCACCAUGACGGGCGAUUCCCAGCCGCUCGCUGCCGGCGUGAACUCGCAAAGCACGAGAUUGCUGCUACGAGUCGUCAUUCUUUCCCUCAUCGCCGCUGCUGCCGUUGCCAGUCGUCUCUUCUCCGUCAUCCGCUUCGAAAGCAUCAUCCACGAAUUCGACCCAUGGUUCAACUUCCGGGCAACCAAGUACCUCGUCGCCAAUGGCUUCUACAAGUUUUGGGACUGGUUCGACGACCGAACAUGGCACCCUCUAGGCCGCGUCACCGGCGGCACGCUGUACCCGGGCCUCAUGGUCACGAGCGGUGUCAUUUACCACGCUCUUCGCGCCUUGACCAUCCCCGUCGACAUCCGCAACAUUUGCGUCCUCCUCGCGCCCGCCUUUUCCGGCCUGACCGCCUACGCGUCCUAUCUUCUCACCAAUGAGAUGACUACGUCGCCAUCUGCCGGCUUGCUGGCUGCUGCCUUCAUGGGCAUUGCCCCUGGCUACAUCUCGAGAUCCGUCGCUGGCAGCUACGAUAACGAGGCCAUCGCCAUUUUCCUCCUCGUCUUUACCUUCUACCUUUGGAUCAAAGCACUCAAGCUUGGCUCCAUGCUCUGGGGCGCACUCUGUGCCCUCUUCUACGGCUACAUGGUGGCUUCGUGGGGUGGCUACGCCUUCAUCACCUGCCUGCUGCCACUCCACGCGUUCGUUCUCAUCUGCAUGGGGCGUUACAGCACCCGCCUCUAUGUCAGCUACACCACGUGGUAUGCGCUGGGGACACUGGCCAGCAUGCAGAUUCCCUUUGUCGGCUUUUUGCCCGUCAAGACGAGCGAGCACAUGCCCGCGCUUGGUAUCUUCGGCUUUCUGCAGCUCAUUGGCUUCAUUCAGUACGUGCGCUCCGCCAUCUCCGGCCGCCAGUUCCAGACAUUCCUGGCUACCGUUCUUAUCGGCACCUUCGGCAUCGGCCUUCUUGGACUCGUCGCCUUGACCUCGCUGGGUUAUAUCGCGCCGUGGAGUGGCCGUUUCUACUCGCUGUGGGACACAGGCUAUGCCAAGAUCCACAUCCCCAUCAUCGCCUCGGUCUCGGAGCAUCAGCCGCCUGCCUGGCCGGCGUUCUUUUUCGAUCUAAACAUGCUCAUCUGGCUGUUCCCCGCUGGUAUCUACCUUUGCUACCAGGAUUUGCGUGAUGAGCACGUCUUUGUCAUCGUCUACGGCCUGUUCGGCAGCUACUUCGCUGGCGUCAUGGUCCGACUGAUGCUCACCCUCACUCCCAUUGUUUGCGUGGCGGGCGCCAUCGCUGUGUCCCACCUGCUCGACACCUACCUGAGCACCAAGAAGCCCACCAACCCCGAGGGGGCCCCGGCUGCAUCUGAGGCGACGUCUAAGAAGGCUGCCAAGAGCACCGGCCUCCGCGGCAGCGAGAAGCCCAAGGUUGGCAUCUUCAGCUUGGUUCCCAAGACUGGCGUUGUUGCGUCUCUAACCAUCUACCUUCUCAUGUUUGUUACGCACUGCACUUGGGUCACCUCCAACGCCUACUCGUCCCCGUCCGUUGUCCUGGCCAGUCGUAUGCCCGACGGUAGCCAGCACAUCAUCGAUGACUACCGUGAGGCGUACCAGUGGCUCCGCCAGAACACCAAGGAGGACGCCAAGAUCAUGUCCUGGUGGGACUAUGGUUACCAGAUUGGUGGCAUGGCCGACCGACCGACGCUGGUGGACAAUAACACAUGGAACAACACCCACAUUGCGACAGUUGGCAAGGCCAUGAGCUCGCGGGAAGAAGUCAGCUACCCAAUCAUGCGACAGCACGAGGUUGACUACGUCCUGGUCGUGUUUGGCGGCCUGCUUGGCUACUCUGGAGACGAUAUCAACAAGUUCCUCUGGAUGGUGCGCAUUGCUGAGGGCAUCUGGCCCGACGAGGUGAAGGAGCGAGACUUCUUCACCGCCCGCGGCGAGUACCGUGUCGACAGCGAGGCCACGGACACGAUGAAGAACAGCUUGAUGUACAAGAUGUCCUACUACAACUACGCCUCCAUGUUCCCACCUGGCCAGGCCGCCGACCGGGUACGUGGCGUGCGUCUCCCCGACCAGGGGCCGGUUCUCAACACGCUGGAGGAGGCGUUCACCAGUGAGAACUGGAUCAUCCGCAUCUACAAGGUCAAGGACCUUGACAACGUCGGCCGCGACCACGCCGCCGCCGCCGCGUUCGAGCGCGGGCAGAAGAAGAAGAAGGCGGCGAAGAAGAGGGGUGCCCGUGUGCUGCGUGUUGACUGAGCUAUAGAAGAGAGAAUUUGGUAUGGAUAUGGCGCAGUCAUGAAGAACGGACAGCUACAUGUUCCCUGCCGGCAAAACUGGAUUGGGAAUGUAUACCAAUGUAUGAUUAAAAGCAAGAAAUCAAACUGCAUCAUGGCG
Molecule: messenger RNA, 2466 nt
Organism: Purpureocillium takamizusanense
Lineage: Eukaryota; Fungi; Ascomycota; Sordariomycetes; Hypocreales; Ophiocordycipitaceae
Gene: STT3
Product: Dolichyl-diphosphooligosaccharide--protein glycotransferase
Exons: 5
Coding region: 82-2328 (748 amino acids)
Biological process (GO): post-translational protein modification
Cellular component (GO): membrane
Molecular function (GO): dolichyl-diphosphooligosaccharide-protein glycotransferase activity
Source: RefSeq, a predicted model, not a curated record